This is a messenger RNA of Penicillium expansum, 726 nucleotides long. Its product is annotated as cytochrome b561 domain-containing protein. NCBI's taxonomy places the organism in Eukaryota, Fungi, Ascomycota, Eurotiomycetes, Eurotiales, Aspergillaceae. The coding region runs from base 1 to 726 and encodes 241 amino acids. The transcript has 4 exons. Gene Ontology annotation, molecular function: transmembrane monodehydroascorbate reductase activity. The record is from RefSeq and is a predicted model, not a curated record.
AUGGCCUCGGCAACAGGAAUUCCUCAAGAUCACCCCGCAACAAUUGUAUCGCGAGAAGAUGAGCCUCUAUUGGGCCGCCCAGGCGAUGUCACACAAAAGCCCGACGAGAGCAUUUAUCGGAAUCUGUUCACAGGAACAGCAAGUGUCGCGCAAGCAGGAAUUUGGAUUCUAGCAGCGUUGGUCUGGCAAGGCGUUUUGUCCCUCCCCCUCUCGUUAUUCACCCCGCAUCCACUACUCGGAAGCUCUGCCCUUCUUCUUCAAGUCCAAGCAGCUCUCAUCUUACAACCAACCGCCACCCCGCAACAGAAGCGUACCGGUACUCGCAUCCACUACUUCCUUCAACUGCUCAGCGUGGUCAUUUUUGUAUCUGCCUUUGCUAUUAUCGAGGUUAACAAGGGCUCCCAUCCGCACUUUGUUUCUCCCCACGGCAUUCUUGGUCUGGUCACUUACAUCGCUAUCGUGCUACAAGCCGUGGUUGGUGUUGUCCAGUACUUUUUGCCGGUCACCGUCCUUGGUAGUGUCGACGCUGGAAAGCGUAUUUACAAGUACCAUCGCUGGAGCGGAUAUGUUUUGCUACUGCUGGAGGUGGCGACUGUCGUGGCGGCGACGCAGACCACCUACAACGUGACGGCGAUUCAUAUUCCUCUAUGGGGUGUACUUGUUUCUGUCGUUUUGAUUCUCGCUGGCGUGGGUGCGAGGAUUAAGAAGCAUAAGUUGGGGCUGUGA